Molecule: messenger RNA, 1500 nt
Organism: Eruca vesicaria subsp. sativa (arugula)
Lineage: Eukaryota; Viridiplantae; Streptophyta; Magnoliopsida; Brassicales; Brassicaceae
Source: the annotation of a GenBank genome assembly
AUGGAGAUGAUCAUAGGCUAUAUUGAUAUCUUCAUAGCCUUCAUUUUCUUCCUUUUCUUCCGUUGUCUCUUGCUUUACAAGCAAACCCACAAGCCUUUACCCACGAACUGGCCGGUUCUUGGGAUGCUUCCGGGUCUGCUCCUCCAAGUCCAUCGUAUCUACGACUGGAUCACCGAGCUCCUUGAUGCCACCGGCAUGACGUUUUGCUUCAAAGGACCAUGGCUAAGUGGAACUGACAUAUUACUCACUGUUGAUCCGGUGAAUAUCCACUACAUUCUAAGUUCAAAUUUCUCUAACUACCCUAAAGGGAAGGAGUUUAAAAAGAUAUUUGAAGCCAUCGGAGAUGCCAUAUUCAACAUUGACUCGGGCAUGUGGGAGGACAUGAGAAACUCGUCUCAUGCCAUCUUUAGCCGUCAAGAUUUUCAAAGGCUUUGGGUGAGUACAAGCGUAAGCAAAAUAAAUCAAGGGCUUGUUCCUAUCCUUGAAAACGCUGUUGAGAAAAACAUCCUUGUCGACUUGCAAGAUGUAUUCCAAAGAUUCUUGUUUGACACGUCAACCAUUUUGAUGACCGGGUAUGACCUAAAAUGCCUCUCUAUUGAAAUGCCUAAGGUUGAUUUUGGUGACGCUGUGGAUGGAGUUUCAGAUGGGAUUUUCUUUAGACAUGUCAAGCCAGCUUUCUUGUGGAAGCUUCAAUAUAAGGUUGGUGUUGGAGUAGAGAAGAGGUUGAGAAGAGGUCUCAAGGUUUUUGAUGAACUGCUAGAGAAAAUCAUAUCAGCUAAAAAGGAGGAGAUAAAAAAUCAUGGGACUUAUCAUGAGGUCAAGGAUGUGUUAACAUAUUACAUGACUUUAGACACGGUAAAAUAUAAGCACUUGAAACCAAGUAAUGAUAAGUUCCUUAGAGACACUAUUUUAGGUUUUCUUAUAGCGGGACGAGACACAACAGCCUCAGCUCUCACUUGGUUUUUCUGGCUCCUCUCAAGAAACCCUGAAGCAAUGAUCAAGAUCCGACAAGAGAUUAACAAGAAGAUGCCAAAGUUUGAUCCUGCGGAUUUAGACAAACUCGUGUAUCUACACGGUGCCGUGUGUGAGACGCUAAGGCUAUAUUCACCAGUCCCAUUUAACCACAAGUCACCAGCAAAGCCCGACGUGCUUCCCAGUGGACAUAAAGUCGAUGAGAAUUGGAAGAUAGUUAUCUCAACUUAUGCAUUGGGGAGGAUGAAAUCUGUUUGGGGAGAUGACGCGGAAGAGUUCAGACCAGAGAGAUGGAUUUUAGCUAGUGGGAGGCUGAAACAUGAACCGUCGUAUAAGUUUUUGGCGUUUAACGCUGGUCCAAGAACUUGCUUGGGGAAGAAGUUAACGUUUUUGCAAAUGAAGACAGUGGCUGUGAAUAUCAUACAAAACUAUGAGAUUCAGGUCGUUAAAGGGCACAAAACUGAGCCAGUUCCUUCUGUUCUUCUCCGCAUGCAACAUGGUCUCAAAGCUCAUGUCACUAAGAUUUGA